AUGGAAAUAAAAAAGAAAUUAAAUAUUUGGAAUAAUGUAGAUCAUACAUAUAAAAGGGUUAAAAAAAAAAAAUGUAAAAAAAAUAUUUUUUAUCUAAUAUUUUUAAUAUCGAUCAGCUUAUUAGCCUAUUUUCAAUCACCAAAUUUUGUUGCUUUUGCAAAAAUUAAUGAGAAAAAAAAGGAUGUCAAGCUAGACAACAUAGCAAAUAACAAAUCGAUAGAUAAAGAAAACAAUAAAUUAGAUAAUGAAAAAAAUAGUAUAGAGGAAAAUAAACUAGACUCUACAAUAAAUGAAAAUGCUUAUAAUACAAACGAUAAAAUUCGUAAAGAAUUACUUCUUCAAUCAUUUAAUAUUAGAAGUUUCGAAGAGGAAAGAUAUAAAUUAAAAUUUGUAGAAAAAUAUAUUUUAAGUAAUUCAGAUAUAGCUAAUAAUGAUAAUUUAAUAUUUGAUACUGUAAGUAGUUUUUAUAAUGAAUUUAUAGAUAGUUAUAUAAACCCACCUAUCGAUGGAGAUAAAAAAGGUGUAUCAAUGAAUGAGAGAGAAACACAGAUUAAUGAAAUUAAAAAAAUAAUACUUUUUAAAUUUUCAAAAUAUGGCAUAGUUAUAUUCCUUUCUUUUUUUUUAAUUAAAUUAUUUUUUACCCUUGUGCAAAAAUUGAUAAAAUAUAUAUUUAUUUUUAUUUUAAAAAUUUUAAAAUUCUGCUGUUGUGGGGGCCGAUAA
Molecule: messenger RNA, 720 nt
Organism: Plasmodium vinckei vinckei
Lineage: Eukaryota; Apicomplexa; Aconoidasida; Haemosporida; Plasmodiidae
Product: conserved Plasmodium protein, unknown function
Exons: 1
Coding region: 1-720 (239 amino acids)
Source: RefSeq, a predicted model, not a curated record